Lactuca sativa (garden lettuce) is the source of this 900-nucleotide messenger RNA. NCBI's taxonomy places the organism in Eukaryota, Viridiplantae, Streptophyta, Magnoliopsida, Asterales, Asteraceae. The record is from RefSeq and is a predicted model, not a curated record.
AUGCCAAAUGCUCCAAAGCAGUACUCAGGAAAUAUACCCAAAUGUAACAAAUGCAACUUCCAUCAUCAUGGGGAAUGUCGAGAGAUGAUUUACACAAAUUGCAGACGAAAAGGUCAUACAACAAAGUACUGUAGGACUCAGCUUCAGCAGAACCAGAUGCCAAACAACAACAACAACACCAAUGAUGGGGCCAAUCAUACCUAUUAUGGAUGCGGGAGAACCGGGCAUUUCAGGCGCAAUUGCCCCAACGUUAACAAUCAAGGAGCUGGAGGAUCAGGAAGAGUUUUAACUUUGGGACAAGGUGAAGCAGUCCAAGACCCUACUAUUGUCACCUGUAUGUUCCUACUUAACAACACAUACGCAUGCAUCUUAUUUGAUAGUGUGGAAGAGCGAAGCUUCAUUAGUAACAAGUUUAAACAUUUACUAAAUCAACGACCCCAAAAGCUCAAGGAAACCUUCACGUUGGAAAUGGCUAAUGAGAAGACUGAAUCAAAUAAAGAUAUCUAUAUAGGAUGCACAUUAACACUAAAGAACCACUCCAUGCCUAAGAAGGUUGUUCGCCUUCAUCUUCUUAAUCAUGAAACCCUAAUAAUCUAUGGAGAUAAACUCGACACAAACCUUCGUCUCAUCUCGUGCAUCAAGGCACAGAAGUGCCUACUCAAGAAGAAUUACACGUUCUUAGCUCAUAUUGUGGAUAAAACCAAGGAAGAAAUAAAUCCUCAUAACAUCCCAAUGUUGUGUGACUUUCCAGAUAUAUUUCCUGAAGAUCUUCCAGGAAUACCCCUAGAAAAGCAAGUCGAAUUCCGAAUUGACUUCGUGUCUGGAGCCACUCCAAUCGCCAAAUUACCCUAUAGGUUGGCUCCCACUGAAAUGAAAAGAAUUAUCAAGCUAAUUGAAUGA